Molecule: messenger RNA, 1305 nt
Organism: Penicillium samsonianum
Lineage: Eukaryota; Fungi; Ascomycota; Eurotiomycetes; Eurotiales; Aspergillaceae
Exons: 4
Coding region: 1-1305 (434 amino acids)
Source: RefSeq, a predicted model, not a curated record
AUGUCUCGGUAUGAUGAUUACCGCUCGUCAACAGGGACCCUGGACUCUCGCGAUCGAUACGAUCGAUACUCACGGGGUCCCCCCGUGGCCGAACGACCCCGCCAUGCCGAAGAGCGCUUUGAAGCACGCCUCCGCGAGGAAGACCGAUAUGGACCCCCUGCGCGCGCACCCGGGAGACUCUAUGAAGAUGACCAUCUAGACCACCCAUCCCCUGCCAUGUCUCUUGUGGCGCAUGACCGGCGUCGGCGCCGUGACGACAGUCCCUCAUUCCGUCGUCCCCAACUUAUUAGGCGGCAGUCGUCCUUAGACACCUUCGACCGCAUACCCCGGCGCAAAAUGGAACACCUCGAUGCCCGAGAUCGUGGACCCCGCGCUCCCCGUGUGCCUGUCGUUGCUCCGCCUCGCCAUCAUCCCUCUCCGGGCCGUUAUCGCGAGCGAGAAGUCUACGAGGAUAUUAGGAUUGCCGAGCCCGACUAUUAUGGUGAUGAAGAGUUCAGAGAUAUUCGUGACCGAGAUAUGGGUGAUCGACGUCGCCGUUCUAGCAGUACUGUUCGCAGACAUCAUGAGGAGAAACCUUAUCCGCGCAAAGGGAAGACCCGUGUUCCUCGUCACCUUGCUCAUAUCCACGCCAUCAUGGAUCUAGGGUAUCCAUUCAAAGAAGAGGAGGAUAUGAUUAUCAUUCAAAAGGCAUUGUCGAAGGAACAGAUCGACGAAGUGCUUAGCUUGAGCCGCGAGUUCAGGCGGCCGUCGCCUGUGGAAACCGAAUACAUCGGCCUAUCCCCGUCUCCUCCCCUCAGGGAACGGCCACGCGAGCGGGUGACGACAGAACACUUGCGUGUCGAGGCUUCUCCCCGCACCAGCCAAGCAUUCAUUGUGGAAGCAUCACCCUCCCGACACAGGUCAAGAUCACGCCACCAUGUGGACCAAUAUGAGGAGUUUGUUGAGAGGCCGCGAGCACGGGGAGUCUCUCGGCGACGAGCUGUAUCAGUCCAUGACCGCGGACCUCAUCUACUGGCUCCCGUGCAGUACAUCGAACGAGAAUCAGAUGCUGCUCGGACGGGCUCGAUGGUUCUCGUUCGUCCACGAGAGAGCGAUCACGACGUGAGUGAUUACAUUCGCAAUCUGGAAGAGGAGACAAGACUUCUUCGUCUGGAGAGGCAGGGUGGGAUUGAGAUCACUCGACAACGCGAAACAGAUAUCAUUGAUGAUAGAGGUAACCAGGAGGAGGUUACUGAGAUCCGGACGCAGGAGCGCUCAGAACCUAACUCUCGCAUCAUGCGUGCUAUGAUGGCAACUCUGACCUAA